Molecule: messenger RNA, 12547 nt
Organism: Sebastes umbrosus (honeycomb rockfish)
Lineage: Eukaryota; Metazoa; Chordata; Actinopteri; Perciformes; Sebastidae
Gene: c10h10orf71
Exons: 2
Coding region: 694-11796 (3700 amino acids)
Biological process (GO): positive regulation of calcineurin-NFAT signaling cascade
Cellular component (GO): Z disc
Source: RefSeq, a predicted model, not a curated record
GGAAAUUAGGUUUUUCUCCUGGUUUAGACCCCACCACCUCCUCAGCCAGUUGUAACACUUCUCCAUUUUGUGACAGUUAUUUCUAUAGCUGCUAAUAGCCAACGGUUAGCUGUCCAGAAUUAUAAAUAGUUGAGAGGCUGUUUGUUUCAUCCGUCUGACACUCGACACCAAAGGAUCUCACAGAACCGCAUGCUAGCUCAAGCUCUCAUUCUGUCCCCCCUCGGUGGACACUCUCUCUGGGACAACUCCUCUAUUUCUGUCUGGUCUCCGGCCCCGGGUCCCGCUGCCUGCCUCUGGUCAGAUGCUCAAAGACCUGACUGUGGACUACAUAGAGUUUUUUUUGCUUUGGAUUGUUGUCAAUAGAAAGAGCCAGAGCUGCUAGAGAAGGCCUGAGUGAGGUGAGAGGGCAGGAUCAGAUCAAAUCAGCAAGCCUUUGGAGGAGUUUACAAUAAAGCCCAAAGUAUGGAUUAUAAAACUGGAAGGAAAAGAACAAAUUCCACGAUUGUUCUGGACAGAGGCCAACUAAAAGGCACAAUGCCUUAGGAGCUACUUGCUGUAGAAAAUCCCGACAAAAGGCCCCAAACUCUGGGUCCUGUAGCUCCAGCAGCAGGCAGAGUGUAUCGUUUUGAGGUCUGCGUUUGCAUGAAUGACUGAACAACUGAGAACAGAGCUCUUUGCCAGCUACCCUGCAUCAUGACCUCAGUUGAGAAGCGCCGCUCAGGCCGAAGGAGUGGCGGGCACCGAAAGCACAGCGAUGGAGGUUACAGCGACACCUCCAGUGGUGGAUCCUUUCCCGACGAGACGGACCGCGAGGUCAGCAAUCUGACGGAUCGAGCAUUCAGGAGUCUCUGCAUUGGAGAUGAGGCUGUUUAUAAUGACUCAGACCUCUGUUCGUCUUCUCCUUGCAUCCAGAGAGACAGACAGAUGGCUUUUAGCCAGAGUGGCCAGGAUGGAGACAGAGAGGGCAGAGAGGGGGCGGAACUCAAGAGAGCUGGACAUGAGAGCUUCAGCCUCAGGAUGCAGCAGUACGGACAGGACUGGACCCAUGGAGGAAUGUAUGGGGCUGAGAUACAGAGAGAUCCACAGUGGGAGGUGUAUGGGGAGAGGACACAGGGGCGGGUUUCUGCCACAUUCCAGCACUCCUUUGUAGAAACCUCUCAACAGGAGGAAUCUCUGGGGGAAGAACAGCUGUCCUUCCUCAGCAACGGAGCCACAGAGUCGAGUUCGCAACAACGCAGAAGCCGCUCCAGAGUUUCCUCUCUGAUCAGAGCUUUUAACUCUGAGGGACAAAGGGAUGAACCAGGGAUGGAUGGUAAACCCAGAGAGUGGAACGAUGAGACAAGCUGGGACAAAUCGGCUCUGAUGAGUAUCCAAAGGGAACUUUCUGAGUUCUCUACAUCUUACCAGCAAAACUACAACAACAGCGGUCACUUCCCCUCAGCUGGCUCGUUCUCAUCACGAGACACCAACUUCUACUCCUCUGAAGUAGCUCAAAUGAAUUCUGCAUCCUCUUUUAUGAGAUCUUCCCACAGUAAACACAGCAUGUCAACGCAGGUCAACUGUAACUCUAACUUCUUUAUACACAGUGAGUUUAGUCCCUUCAAGGUAUGGAGGGACCAUAACAGGUUUCCCUUCCAACAAGGAGGAGUCUCAGGGUUUAUGCACUGUUCAGAGUUCCCUAAAUGGUAUGAGACACCAAUGUACAGGGAGCUUUCACUGGAGGCCCAACCACAGGGUCCUUAUAGGUUUGAGGAGAGGGGUAUCAGAUACCCAAGCAAUAACUUGGCGCCUGUGGUCCCUCCCACUUUUCCACGCUCCACCUCAACAUCCUCAAUGCAGCAGAAAGCUUCAGCCGUGGAGAAACGCUGCGAGUCAGAGUUGACAGGUCAUUACCCCCACAGAAAGCGGACACAGAGCCUGGGAACUAACAGGCUCCCAUCGCAACGACCAUCAACCGCAUCACCUACCAGUGAGAUGUCUCGACGUGUCCGGGACACCAUCAGCUCCGUCAAAGCCCUCCAGCAAAAAAUCAAAAUGAUGACAGAGCAAAAUAUCACAACUGGGAUGACAGCAAAUCAACAAGGAGUACUUUGUAGCAAUGAUAAUUUCAUUCCCUUUAGCAAUGAUGCAAAAACAGUGGCACCAAAUGUUGUCAGCAGCAACACAAGCACGACUCCCUUCAACAUCAGCCAGCAACUCACCCCUUUAGUUCAUGCACAUCACGAAGCAGAGACAUCAGAGGUCUGGCAGGACGCAGUUUCCCCUCAACCUGUGGAACAUCCUCCAGUGCGAGCAGAAAGCAGGGGAGCCACUCCGGACGCUAGGAUGUCCAGCUACAAAUCCCGAGCCACGAGCCUGCUCUUCAAUCUCAAAGACAACAGGAAAAGAGUAAAAAGCACCUACAGUCCUGCCAAAUUUAAAGGCUUGGAGACACUGGAGAAAAACAAACAGACCUCGAUCCAGGAGCCUAGAGACACUGUGAUAGACAUCCCUGAUUUUCCAGAUCCAGACAUACAGUUUCUUCAAGCAGAGGAAUCCAGCAGGACAAAUGCUGCCUCACAUCAAUAUGGAAACCAGUACCAUAGCCCUGGAUUGUCACUUACAACAGGCCAAUAUUCACAAUACACUUCAAGUGAUUACCAGACAGCUCAGAUGCAAAGUGAGAUGGUUCAUCACCCUGGGUUCACUGGCUUCAUACAUGAAAAUUACGCAGGCAAUCAGCCGGCUAAUGGACAGAAUCUCCGUGCAGACUUACUGUCAUUUAAUCCCUAUAACCAAGCCAUGAUAGAUAAUGUAGAAACUCUGGGAGGAGAUGUCUACAGGCUUAAACCAUCUUAUACAGCUACAGAAACACCUAGGCUAAAUGCUGACAACAAUAAACCCAGAGAAUAUUUAAUAAGUAAGGCAAAUGCUGAGCAACAUUUUAAUGAAACAGUGGAAAGGGAAUUCACAAAGGCGGAUAGAUAUCAGCAGCUCAAAAACAACAAACAUGAUUACAGUAAUGUGUCCUCACAGGAUGGGUGGAGACAGACAAACAGUCAAGACAUUGAAAAUCUCAGUCUGAAAGCUGUCUCUCCAUGGAAACAAGAGAUAAAUGCUUUAAUGGAAAAAGACCAACAUGCACAGGCUUACCAAAGAGCAGCCACGAUAAAGGAACUAAAUUCACCAAGAGACAAAUACAGAGAAAAUCCGCAAAGUAUAAAUAAAGAACUUGAGAAAAUAGAGUUGAGGGACAGUUUUGGUGCUGGGUUGGUCAAUCCUAACAUUUCAAACCAACUGCCACAAAAUGCUCCAAUCAGUAAUGAUACUAUAGAAAAUCCAGCAUAUUAUGGACAACAGCAACCCGGAGCUUUUGUGGACAAACAUGUACUUCAAAAGUAUUAUGGACACAAUACAGAAAAUGAAAUGAAAGAUAAUUAUUUGACACAGAAUUAUAACAGAUAUACUGAUCAGGAAUACAGAAACCAACACACAUUGUAUUCUAAUAUAGACAAAAGUAUGCAAGAAACAGGUCAGAGAAAACAAUAUACGCCAAUUCCAAAGGGGUACGAAAUGCAAAGUCUCCAGCCAAUAGAAGCUAAACCACUGCAUUAUAUGCAGAAAAAUCCAUUAUCUAACCCUGACAAUGUAUCUGCCCCUGCAAUGGCAAACCAGGUAAAAGAAAAACAGUUUGCGGAGGUCAAGGCUGAACAGGCCAUGGCCGAGCAUAUUAAAGUACAACACGCCCAAGCAGAGCUGGCAAAGGCUCAGCACUGGGCUCAAGUGGAGCAGCCCAGAGCAGCGUCGGCUGGGUUAAUUUUAGCAGGGCAGACUGGUUCGGAAAAAGUCAGAGCAGAACAGGCCAAAGAAGAACUAACAAAGCCCGAGAGAGCAAACCAGGCUAAAGCAAAACAUAAUAAAGAGGAGAAGAGAAAAGAGGAAUGGACAAAACAGUCCAGAGAAAAGCCAGCAGAGCAAACCAGAGAGGAACGGACAAAGGCAGAGCAAACCAGAGUCCAGAAGGUAACAGAAGAGCCUAGACAUAUUUCAGAGGAAGUAGGGGCCGAGCACUUGAGAGCGGAGCAGGGUGAGCAGGUCAAAGCAAAACAAGCUGAAGCAGAGAGGCUAAAAGAAGAACGCAUAAAAACUGAACUGGCAAAGGCAGAGCAGGCAAGAUUAGAGCAAGCAAGAUCAGAGCAAGCUAAAACUGAUCUGGCCAGAAGAGAAAGGGUCAAAGCCGAGCAAAUUGAGGAAGAACGGGUUAGGGCAGAACAAAUUGAAAGGGAGCAGAUGGAAGCAGAACAAAUCAGAAUUGAAAAGGUUAAAGCAGAACAGGCUGAUGCAGAGCGUAGAAGAGCAGAACAAGCAAAACUAGAGCAGAUACAAGAGCAACAAGCUAAAGCAGAACAAGAGAAGACUAAGUUAGUUGAAGUGGGAAAGGUAGAAGCACACUAUGUGCAAGUUGAGGAUGUUAAACAAGAGAAAGCUGAGAAAGAUUCAAUUCAAGCGGGUCGAGUAAAUGCAGAGCAACAUACAACACAGAUAGCCAAAGAGAGAGAGGCAGAGCAGGCAAAGUUGGAACAAACCAAAGUGGAGCUGGCUAAAGCAGAGCUAACAAAAAAAGAGCACAUGCAGGAUAGGUCAGCUAAACCUGCAGCAGUGACACAACCGGUCAAACGUGAGCCAGAUAAAAUUGAGCAAGUUAAAAUAGAGUUGGCUAAAGCUAAAGCAGAGUUGGCUAAAAUAAAGGAGAAAAUGAGAGGAGAGCAAAAAGAGAAAGUCAGAAAUACAGUUCUCACAAAAGAAGAUGGGAUUAAAACAGAUGUUCCUUUAAAGCUAAAUAUCCAUAAAAAUGAAGAGUACAAAGAUCAAAACCAGGCAACACAAAUGCUUCAACACAGGGAAGAGUCAUAUUCAGAUCAAGCUAAUAGAGGGCUUGAUGAGUAUAGACGUCUUAGAGAGAAAUAUGGUUUUAAUGAUACGACUUCACUAAACAGAAACAAAGCGUCAGCUGCCGAAAAUGUUUCUUCAAAUGAUGCCAUUGAAACACCAGCUUUAGCUCUUGAUAAAGUCGAGACAAAGAAUAAUGAGAAAUCAAAAGACAAAUCUAGUCCUACAAGCAGAGUUGCCACAGCAAACACAGAAAGUAAGGAGGAAGUAGGCAGCUUUAAACCCACUGAGUCGACAGAAAGUCAGUAUGUUUACAGUGAGUCAUCCAAAGAAUUCAAAUUAUCCGGUGGUAAUUAUUUACCUAUCGAUGCAGAUAAAAGAGUAAAUAGUGACACUGUUACUGAUAAAGUGAAGGAUGGCAGUAACGAAAAGUUGGAAAAACGUCCCGCUCUGAAAUAUACUGAUAUUUCACAGCAAAGAGAUUCUGAUUUGGCCAGACCCCUCCCCCUUGAAAGAAUACCCAAGUCAACUGAGUCCAAUGUAGGUCCAGGUAAAGAUCAGCAUAUUACCCUUCCCAGAGUAUUGUCCCUUAAAGAGAGAGCUCAGACCAAGCAGGAGAUCUUGACUUCCAAGAUAAAAGCUCAUGCUGAAAAAGAGAUUUCAGCUAUCAAAGAAAAGGGAUUUGCUGUACGAGAUGGGUUUAUAUCCAAAAAUGCUAUCAAGCAAUUCACAGGUAUUCAGAGUAUUAAUAUAAGACAGAGGCCACCAUCACAGGAAGUGUCUAUUAAGCAUGAAAGCACAAUGUCCAGUAAUAUUACACCAAAGCACCCGAUGGAGCCUUCAGGAAUACAGAUGGAACCAGUCAAGUCUGUUUCACCUCCCAGCUCCGCUACAAUACCAGUUAAGUCUGCAGCAACCACCAUUCAGGUAGUAGACCAUUCACAGAAACAAGUUCCCAAAGAACCAAUGAAGAGCAAUGACAACUUGCCAAAACAACCCAGAGAAGCAAAACAGAUGGGAAGUUAUACCAUGAGCAAAGAUGAAGGCUUGGUAGAAAAUCAAAAGAAAGAGAAUCAAUCUCAAAUUAAAUCAAUAAUAAAAAGUAAAGAGCAAGCACCUGAGAACAAGCAAGGAAAACAGGAAGCAAAUCAAGAAGAAAAGUCUGGAAAACCGAAAGAGGGACUUAAAGACAAUCCUGCCGUAAGCACUGACCAUCUCAACAAGGAGGAAACGGAUCCAUCACUACAAGCUACAGCUUUGGCCCAAGCUGAAAGCUCCAAACCUAUGACGACAGAAAAGGCUAAGAGUAAACACAAAGCAGUUCUUGAGGACUCAGCAGCACUUUCACCAAGUCUUGUCUUUGGUCAGAACAAGACCCCAGUGGCUGAUGACAGCUUGCAGAUCACGGGAAUAAUGGUAACUGUACGAGAAAGAAAGCCAUCUAUAGACAAUGGUGAGAGGAAUAACACCACUCUAGAACAAAUGAACGUAAAAGACAAAGAGUGCAGAAAUUCAGCGAUAGAUAAAUGUCCUCCCAGCUCAGGUUUGGAAGUAAGUAAAGGAAAUACAUCUUCAAAGGAAGUUAGCGUAGUAAAGCCAAAGGAUGGAGUUGUACAGAACACUCAACCUACAGUGAAGGAAGAUCAAUCUAAAGUCGUUAUUAAUAAUCAUCCUGAAAACGUGCAAGAAAAUUCAACCCUAGAGACGAUACAGAACAAUGUGUCUGAGAAUGCCACUGUGAAAAGGACUAAUCUUCAACAGGAGGGUUCUUCUAUAAAUGAAAGACCCCAAAGGGUAACACAACUCCAAGACCCAGUGGCUGAAAAGGGUGUACCCUCCACAGUCACUGUACUUGCUAAAAAUAAAGUGUUGGCUGAAACUCAACCCCUUCUCUACAAACAAGACGCUAUUGCAAGUGAAAGGAAAGACUACACGAAUGAAAGGCCAAAAGAGACCUCAGCGAAGAGCACGAGAAAAGAUGAAGUAAAGACUACCGAAGAGAACAGUCCACAAAAAAUGCAAACAGCACAUACCAAUGAAAACUUUAUGGCCAAAGUGGCGAACACAGCAAUCAGCUACUCGAAUGGUUCAAACAGAGCUGAUGCUGAAACUCUGAUAAACCAUGAUAUACAGCCAUCAGUGAAGGAAGAUAUGACAACUGGCAUAAAUCCAUCCAAAAGCAGGAACAUAGAUGACAAGAGUGCACCCCUAGUGGAAGAAAAGAAAUGUGACUCAACACCACCAAAGCCAUUCAACAAGACCAGUCCAUCUAAUCAUUUAACUGAAAAUCAAAACACACAUGUAUCUCCAAAAGAUCAGUAUAAAGAAGCACACAUUGGAGAAAAUAAUCAAGUGGAUGAUGGUGUGCAUAUAGGCAGCAUUGCCAUCAGAGUUGUGCCAGCAGUAACUGAUAAGGACAACCUGCAGAUGGUGGGAAAACAUCAUGUCACCACUGUCCCUUCUGAUGUGGUUGCAGUUAAUGAACAACAACAAGUUGCAUCAUCUAGUCUUAACGAAAAAGUGAACACUUUAAACAACGAAGACAGAACCAACAAAGACCUCACCCCAGCAAGCAGUGAGAAGCAGAUGAAAGAUAGUUUGGAAGACGAAUUGAGAGUACAAUGCGUGUUGUCCAGUGUGUCAGAUUCACGAAAAAACAACAAUCAACAGAACAGCAUGAAUGCAACCAGUGAGAAUACUCAAGCUGAAAAUGGAAAGCCUGAAAAAGUAAAUAAAAGCGUGAAAUCAGUGGAUGAAUCAAAGAUACGGCCAAUGGUGGAAGACUACUUUCAAGUGCAAGGGGUCGAAGAAACAGAUGAUGACGAGCGCAGUCAUACAAACGUUGGAGAUACGUCAGAUGCUGUUUCAAAGAGAAGGGAACUUCCAGGAUUACUACCAAACAAGGCAGCUAUCAGCAAUGAAUCAUGCAACGAAGGAAAAAAUGAAGUCUUUGUGUUGGAUCAAAGUAAAAGAAAAACAGUUGAAUCAAGUCCAGUAAGAGUUCAAGAUGAGAACAUGAAAAGGAAAAACAGGGAAACAGAAGAUAACCAGGCUUCAAAACAGAGUGAUGGUCCCGCAGAGAGACAGAGUAAUAAAAAUGAGAAGACAGAGGCAGGUCAAGCUAUUCCUAUCAGAAAACAUCACACAGAGAACCAGUCCAGUUUAUCAGCAAGGGACAGACAGAGCUCAAGAAAUUCACACCCAACAAAGGAAAAUACGGGUAAAGAAAAACCUGAAGUUAAACCAAAACCAAAGGAAAGGGUAUCUACAAUACCGGAGAUAUCAGCACUUGCAGACUAUGCCAGGUUAAAAGUAAUUGUUUCAGAAGACGAGGCAAACCCAAUUCAGGAAUUCCCACCCAACAAAAAGGAGGGAUUCUUUCCACUUAUACAGACUCGUCAUAGCAGACGUCCAGUGUUCACUGCUGACCCACAAGACCUCUCUGUGAAAGAGAAAAAAUUGCCAACUAAGAAAGAGAUCAGCUCCAAAGUUAACAAAGAGCCCAAACCCUUAGUAUUUCCCAUUACGGAGAGAAAACACCAAAGGACGGGCAUGUUCAAACUGGGAGACAAAGAAAGACAAGAGAAAAUGCUUUUAGAUGCCAGAGCCAAUGACACUGUGGACACUGGGGCAAAACAUACAAAACAUCCCAAAGAACGAAACAAGUCACCAACAACUCAUCUUAAGAACCAAGGAAGUGAAAAACAGGUGUCUGGAACUGAUACCCAAAGAGUUCAUCAAGUCGAACAAAGUAUUCAACAGCCAAACAAUCCUCCCUCGCAAGCAACAACCUCAUCUUCUACAGUCAACAGGCCAAGAAGCAAGUCUGUGUCACGACACCUAAAGCAGCUUGAUAACUCCAAUCCACAUGAAAAUGCGCUGGCUAAGAAUGCGGAAGAGAGAACAGAAAAAAUGAGACAAGAAAGGCUUGCAACUCAGCAUGAAGAAACCAAAACACAACAGCAGAGUAGCGCAAAACCAGCUUCUAGGAUAGAAGAGGACAAAAGAGCAGAAGACAUGAGAGUAAAACAUAUGAUAGAGGAGACGAGAGCUUCUCUGGCUGAAGAAGAGAGGAGAGCCGCUCAGAGAGAAGACGAGAGGAGAGCAAGAGAGCGGGAGGCCAUUGCUAUUAAGAUCAAGGAGAGGCGGGAAAAACAGAGAGAAGCAGAAAGAAGAGCAGAGGAAGAAAGAACUGCCAAAAAAGAAGAGGAGAUGAGAGAAAAGCAAAGAGAAGAAAGGAGAAUGAAAGAACUUGAGGAGAAAAGGAGAAUAAAGAUCGAGCAGAAGUGUAGAGCAAAAUUGAGAGAGGAGGAAGUGCGGAUAAAAGAGAAUGGGGAGAAGAGGAGGGUGAAACAACGAGAGGAGGAGAGAGCUGCUCAAGAAGAGCAGCAAAGGAGAGCUGCACAAGUGGAGCAUCAGAGAAGAGCUGCACAAGACGAGGAGCAUAGAAGAGCUGCACAAGAGGAGCAGCAGAGGAGAGCUGCACAAGAGGAGCAUCAGAGGAGAGCUGCACAGGAAGAGCAACAAAGGAGAGCUGCGCAAGAGGAGCAGCAGAGAAAAGCUGCACAAGAGGAGCAGCAGAGAAAAGCUGUUCUGAUUGAGGAGCAAAGGCGAGCGAAACAGAUUGAGGAGAAAAUAUUCACUGAUAUGGAGGAGAAAAAGAAAAGAAAACAGAGAGAGGAGGAGAAAGCUGCUCAAAUUUCAGAGGAGGAGAGAAUUAAACAGAUCCAGGAGCAGAAGGUUGAAGAGGAGAGGGGAGAAAGACAGAAAAAGGAAGAAUGGAUGAUAACUCAAAGAGAGGAGGAUGAGAGGAGAGCUAUUGAAAAAGAGAAAACAAUUAUAAAACAAAGAGAAGAAAAGCAAGCCAAAGAGGAGAGGACCAGCCUCCUUGAGAAGGGUCAAGCAGCACAGAAAGAGGAGACGAGAGUUGCCCCAGAACAGAUGCUAGCUCAAAGAGAGGAUGAGAUCAGGACUAAAGAAGAAGAAAAGUUAAUCACAGAUCACAGAGAAAAGGAGAGAGACGCUCAGAUGGAGGAGCAGAAACGAGCAACACAGAGGAUGGAUGCUCUCCAGUACUAUGCCAUCACCUCAACAGAAUCAGACAGGAUACCCAGAGAAAGACAACUAUGCUCCCCUUUACCUUCCCAACAAAGACACAAUCCAGCAGGGCUUGGGUCAACCGAGGACUCAGGAUCCCACACUAGGCCUCAUAGGCCACAUGCUCCUGCAUCUCCAGCUCCAUCUCUGCCCCGCUCCAACACCUCCUCUCCUGCUCUGGGAGGCAAGCCCACCAUGUUCAGGGUGAAGGAUAACACCAUCAGAGGUUCCUCUUUCACCAAGUCAGUCAAACCACGCUUCCAUAAGAACUUUGGAGAGGAUUUCCGGGUGGGUUCACCCAUGGAGAGGUGGUCAGAGAGAGGAGAGGAGGAGCAAGAGGUAAUGAGACGCAGUGCUGGAACUCCCGUCUAUCCUGAUGCAGGGUUAAACAGACUGUCAAAAGAAUCCUCCACUUUUCGGCCAGCAUAUUCAUCACAAGAUCACUCAGCCCUUCUCCCACAACACAGGCCUUACUCCAGGAGGAGCGUCGUUCUGGAUGAAGACGACUCCCGCUCCAUCGUCAGCAACAUGUCAGAGGAUGUGGAGAGUUUUGCCACCAGUGCAACAGACCUAGCAGAUAUACGAGGCCUGUAUGACGACGAGAGGCCAGAAUCAGCCUGCAGCUUCAGCAGUGAUGUCUCCCGCUCUUUGGGCAAGCCACCAACUGUUCCCCCAAAGAGUGAGAAAGCCUUACGCAGAGCACAAAGGUUGACUACUCGGAGAAUCAAGAAGGAGUUGUCCAAAGUGGCACCAGACCGCCCUGCUAGAGUUGAGAAAUCUCCUCAAGAUGUCUCCAGUAUUCCUUCCUCCUCCAUUGAGGUACGCUCCUUCAGCCGCCAAUCUGUGGCUUCCCCCCAUUUUUCCUCACCCGUCUCCCUCGCUCAUGCUCCAACACUGGGGUCUAGCUUGCCUUCUGCACACACAGAGCAACACUCCUCUCACAGCUCUUUCUAUGCUUCCCCUCAUGCCACUGGUCCUAUCUCCCUCCCAGUUGCUUCACCUCAUGCUACUGCCCCCGUCUCCCUCCCUGUUGCCUCGCCUAAUGCUGCUGCCCCUGCUUCCCACACUGCUGCUCCUACAACAGUUGCUCAUGUUCCCUCUUCUCCCACUCUCCAUCAUGCCACCCACCCAGCUCCAGUGACACAGUACCACGUAGAGUCAAGCUAUCCCCAUUCCUACCCACUGACCCAGCGCAAGGUGCUGCAAGACCUCGGCUCUGGUCAGUAUUUCGUGGUGGAUGUGCCUGUUCAAGUGAAAACAAAGACUUUCUUUGACCCAGAGACGGGAAAGUAUGUCCAGCUGAAUGUGCGCGAGUCUGGCCAGAGUACCUCCGGACCCCAGAUCCAGCAGACGUACCCACAACCUCAGCUCCAGCCCCAAGUGCAGGUCAAGCUUCAACAACAGCCCCAGGCCUCUCCAGCUGGCAAGCCCUUUGUGCUUUAUCAAGGCAACCAUGGUUAUCCCCAAAACUACCAACCUCCGGCUAUCAACCACAUGUCCUCAGCUCCUUCGACUCUCCACCAGGACCAUCAGCCUGACAGGGAGAGCCACGGCUAUGGAUAUCCAGCCCCUGAAGUGGGACAGAUCUCUGAAGGGCAUCGCUACAGCCCAGAGAAGACUCCAUACAUGGACACAGUUAAUGACAAAGACAAAACAUAUAACCCAGUUUACAACACACAUGGCACAUAUGGGUCGGAGUGUGACACAAACAGCCAGCUUGCAGGAAGCUCAGUUUGUGAAAAUGAUAACUCAGCCCCCUCACAAUGUCAGCCCCUUAAUAUAAUAACCAUGGGUGAACUGGAGGACUUUAUGGAGGUGUCUGACUGGUAGCUUUUACGUUGAUACUGUAAAACAGACAAAGUAUUUGAUAGACUAAAGAUAUCCCAAAGCACAGUUUGAAUGGGUCAUGCAGUAUUUUAAGUGUUUGUAAAUGACUUUUCAAGUGAAAAUAGUCUCAGAAUGUUUUUGGUUUGUAGUUUUAUUAAAAAAGUCCCCGUGACAUGCUGUUAAAUUGCUGCUGUUGAUUUUGGAGAUUCACUGUCGAGCUAUUUAAUGUGUCACGGAGAAGUUCACCAUUCCAUUUGACUUUUGAAUGUGAGAAGCUAAGAUAUGUUUCUUGUGUGUAUACAUGAUCAGUAUCCCGUUGCCUCCUAAACCUAGAAGUAUCUUAUCAUACAUCGAAUAGCAACAGUGUGUCAAUAGGGUUUAGUAGUUUGGAGAAACAUUGGUUUCUGGCAUUUUGUGAUGCAUGAAAUAUUGUUAAUCGUCAAUCGUCAGCGUCAAUCAAAUAUCUGCAGAUGGCGUAAAGCAUAGUGUGUGUAUACAACCACUGUUUCAAAGUGAAAACAUGGUGAUGUGAUUAUUGCGGUUUUUAAGGUUUAAUUUCAUACAGUAGUCCAUCUUUAAAGUUGGAAGUUUUGUGAGAAUGCGUCUGUGUUGCUGUGAAACAGAGUAGUGUGACAUGGACUUAUUCAGGCAAUAAAAACACACUUCAUUCAGCCAAAUCAUUUCUCACCACAAUGACUGUCUUUCAAAAUCGCAUUGUCAAGGUUAUAAAUAAACAACAAGGAAAUAUAAAAGA